GCGAUGGUUAAGGACUGGAAAGGCCCGAGGAGACUGUCCAAGCCCCACUGCUCCUCCAGCCCUGCAGAGGGAGGGUUAAUAUUACUCCACCUCCCUCCCUCCCUUCUUCUCCUCCCCUCAGGUCACCUUCUAGGCCCUGGAGACUUGACUGGUGGCUCAAGUUCCUCAACCAGUGGCCCUGGGUAAUCAGAGCACAUCAAGUGGCUGGGGCCCUGGGGGCAGGGACUGAUGAAUUGGAGCAAAGGGAGCCUCAGAGACUGAGGGGCUGGGGGCAUCUGCGAGGCUGAGGGUUUGGGGGUACUCCAGGUUGGUGCCCCACACUCCCUGCCUGACCCAGGAGCCUGUCUCUGUUCUGAUCUCAGUUUCUUCCACCCACCGAAAGAGAAUUCCUCGAACUGCUCUCCUGGACUGUUGAGGGUGGGUAAGCUGGGAAGGGGAGUGGUGAUCUGCCAGGAAGAUUUUCAGCUGUAAGAGACAGGGUCCCUCCCCCAGUGCCGGGAAGUAGCCAUAAAUGAGUCUGUGGUCAGUAAGAGACCUCUUCUAAUGGAACCUGGGCUGCCCCCCAAGCCACAGAAGAGAGUGAGUGGAGGAUGGGAAAGUGACCGAAGUGCAGCUCAGCAUGGGGGAGGGUGCUGACUGGAAGAGCCAGGGGUCAGGGGGUGGAGAGAGGGUAAAUGGUGACAGGGAUGGCUGGAGGGAAAUUUAAGGUCAAGGGAAUGAUUAGGGGUUCAGGGGAAUUAGGGGUUCAAGAAGUAACUGAAAGUAAAUUGGGGUCAGCACAGUGCUUGGAAGAGGACUGAGGUUCAAAGGAGUAACAAGAGGGGAUCUAGGGUGUAAGGGUGUAUUGAGAGAAUUGGGUGGUCAAUGAAAUAAUUGUGGAGAUUAUGAGUUAGGGGGAUUGGAGAAGAAUUUAGGUUUCAAUUAGAGGUGCCAAGAGAGUGUAGGGGCUCAGGUAACUCAGAGGAAUGACUGGACCAGGUGAGAACGAGGGAGAGGAGGCUCAGGGACUCGAGGCUCAGGUGGGAGGAGAGGGAGCCUGAGUGUGUGUGUCUUGGGGGAGGAGCAGAGACAGUUGCUGGUUGAAGUCAUCGUGGUAGUGACAGCAAAGGCUUCUGCUAGGUCCCAUCUCACCCGGAGAGGUGGGUACCAGGAGCCUCUGGGCUUUUCCAGGGUUUCCACUCCAUCCUUGAUUCUCCCUGUCCUGCUCGAGCUGGUGACCGGAAAGGGGCUCUGGCCCUCCUCCUCUCCAUCAGCCUCCCUUUCCCACCGCCAUCAAUUAUUCAUCAGCUCAGAUACCCGCCCUCCCAGGCAGGGCAGGCUGGUCCUCCUCUCCUCUCCAUGCCCCGCCUCCAGCUCAGCCACACAGCCACCGAGGCCCUGGCGAGGGAGGACGGCCAGCUGGGCAGCAGAGACCUGGCAAAAGGACUGGGUGGCUGGCCCUGCCGGACCCUGCCUAGGAUCACAUCUCCUUCCCCUUCUUCUUCCAACCCCCCAGUGCCAAGAAGGCCCUGGAGAAGAUGCCCAUCCAGAUCUUCUGCUCUGUGUCAUUCUCCUCUGGAGAGGAGGUCCCGGGGCCCUUGGGAGAUGUUUUGGGUCCCCACCAGCGGCAACAGCGGGACAACUCAGAGUCAGAAGAGGAAGAAGAGAAGAAAAAGGAGACAGAGAGGAAGGAGGUUGGAAAGGGGGAUUCACCGAUGGACUUAGUGGCCUUCGCCAAUAGCUGCACCCUCCAUGGCGCCAGCCACGUCUUUGUGGAGGGGGGUCCAGGGCCGCGGCAGGCCCUGUGGGCAGUGGCCUUUGUCCUGGCGCUGGGCGCCUUCCUGUGUCAGGUAGGGGAUCGAGUUGCCUAUUACCUCAGCUACCCACAUGUGACUCUGCUAGAUGAAGUGGCCACCACGGAGCUGGCCUUCCCGGCGGUCACCUUCUGCAACACCAAUGCCGUGCGGCUGUCCCAGCUCAGCUACCCUGACUUGCUCUACCUGGCCCCCAUGCUGGGGCUGGAUGAAAGUGAUGACCCCGGGGUGCCCCUUGCCCCGCCAGGGCCCGAGGCUUUCUCUGGGGAGCCCUUCAACCUGCACAGCUUCUACAAUCGCUCCUGCCACCGGCUGGAGGAUAUGCUGCUCUAUUGCUCUUACUGCGGGGGGCCCUGUGGCCCUCACAACUUCUCAGUGGUCUUCACACGGUAUGGAAAAUGCUACACGUUCAACUCUGGCCGAGAUGGGCGUCCACGGCUGAAGACGAUGAAGGGUGGGACAGGCAAUGGGCUGGAAAUCAUGCUGGACAUCCAGCAGGAUGAAUACCUGCCCGUAUGGGGGGAGACCGAUGAGACGUCAUUCGAAGCAGGCAUCAAAGUGCAGAUCCACAGUCAGGAUGAACCUCCCUUCAUUGACCAGCUGGGCUUCGGCGUAGCCCCAGGGUUCCAGACCUUUGUGGCCUGCCAAGAGCAGCGGCUCAUCUACCUGCCCCCGCCCUGGGGCACCUGCAAAGCUGUUACCAUGGACUUGGAUUUCUUCGACUCCUACAGCAUUACCGCCUGCCGCAUCGACUGUGAGACACGUUACCUGGUGGAGAACUGUAACUGUCGCAUGGUGCACAUGCCAGGGGAUGCCCCAUACUGCACUCCAGAGCAGUACAAGGAGUGUGCAGAUCCUGCUCUAGACUUCCUGGUGGAGAAGGACCAGGAGUACUGUGUGUGUGAAAUGCCCUGCAACUUGACCCGCUACGGCAAGGAGCUGUCCAUGGUCAAGAUCCCCAGCAAAGCGUCAGCCAAGUACCUGGCCAAGAAGUUCAACAAAUCUGAGCAGUACAUAGGGGAGAACAUCCUGGUACUGGACAUUUUCUUUGAAGUCCUCAACUAUGAGACCAUUGAGCAGAAGAAAGCCUAUGAGAUUGCAGGGCUCCUGGGUGACAUUGGGGGCCAGAUGGGGCUGUUCAUCGGGGCCAGCAUCCUCACGGUGCUGGAGCUCUUUGACUAUGCUUACGAGGUCAUUAAACACAAGGUGUGCAGACGAGGGAAGUGCCAGAAGGAGGCCAAAAGGACCAGCACGGACAAGGGUGUGGCCCUCAGCCUGGAUGACGUCAAAAGACACAACCCGUGUGAGAGCCUCCGGGGCCAUCCUGCCGGGAUGACGUACGCUGCCAACAUCCUACCUCACCAUCCGGCCCGAGGCACUUUUGAGGACUUUACCUGCUGAGUCCCGCAGGCCACUGUACCAAAGGCCUAGAUGAGGAGGGCUAGGAGAGCAAUGGGGGCCCCCAGCUGCCCCCUCACAUCUGUCCUGGGGACUUACUCCCUGCUUCCAAGGCAGCCCCCUACUCCCAGGCAGUCCUUUCCUCUUGUCUGUGGUGAGGAAGGAGUCUUGACCAUAGAGUCCUCUCCCUGCCUCUAUUCCCAUUUUUUUUUUUAAACAAAACUAAUCUUAAACAGAAACUAAGAAGAGAGAAUGGGGCAAGUGACCUCAGGCUGCCCCUCUCUGCUCCAUGCUGCCUCCCACAGCUCCCAGCCUAAAUUCUGUCUGUCUGUCUGACUGUCAUCUGAGUGUCCGCCUACAUUCUGCUGCCACCAGUCACCAAAGCCCCCUCCCAUUAGGGGUUGGAGGGGGAUCCUAGGGGUCUGGAAUUUGGCCCCAAACCAGAGAAUGUACCUUGAAGGGGAGGGCUAGUGGGAGGGGCUUGCCCAGCCUUAAGAGACCCUGUCAGCCAAGUGACUCCCCCAAACCCAAGUCUCCAGGCAGGAACCCUAGUCCAUGUCACUUCUCCGCUCCCCCUCACCACCUCACACAGUGUGAAGUCUCUAGGGAGGUGGGGGUGGGGGAUCCCCUGAAGAAGUGGAGAUGGGGACAAGAUAUGGCCCUGGUGCUGUAGGCCACAUCCUGAUACCUACAAGAUCACCCCCACCCCAGAGCUGCUGCAAAUAUGUCUCAAGAGGCAGCCCUCCUCUACCAUUCCAUAAAAGAUCCAGCUGGUUGGCUUCCAGCUCAGGGAGAGGGGCACUAGUGCCUAACCUCACUGGUCCCUCUCCCAGGGGCUCCUGCAGAGGGCCACAUCCAUAAAUUUUCUUAUGGAACUCUCCCAAGUCCCCUUCUGAAACUUCAUUUGCUCCUCUCAACAACCUCAUCUGCAUUUUCUAUUUCUAUAUGAUACAGACUCUAUAUUGCUAUAUCUCUGUAUAUACUUUCCCCUGACUCUGUCUCUGUCCCACCUCCUCUUGUCUCUAAGAACCAUCUUCCCACCCCAAGCUCCCUUUUCUGUGUUUCCACCUCCUCCCGGUCUCUGAAUGCCUUCGCCUGUAUAAAGAGUUGGACUCUCCCCUGGUGUCUGUACUGUGUACAUACAUCCCUCUAAGAAGCACAAGGAGACGACACGCGCAUUGUAACCUUCGCACUGUCUCGGUGGCGACAUAAAGGAAGCUGUGAAUUACAAGCUCUGCCUCUUUCUGGCCUCACCCUUUCCCCACACCCUAGGCACCCUUUACCCUCCCUGCAGCCUUAACAUUCCCUCCCCUGCUCCAUCCACCCCAAUGCCCUUUGCCUGGCUGACUGUGGCCUCCCCAGGAAAGGGGGUUGUACAGAAAGAACCCCCACCCAUGGGAUGGAGAUCUGCUCUGCACACUAAGUCAAGGAUGGCAGAGACAAAGGGAGCUGUGGAUUGGUGACUCCUUCAGCUGAAGUAGUGGGGUGCUGAUAGGCAGAGGCUGAGGUCUUCAGUCAGUGGCCUUUCCCCCUUUUGGGGUGCCCAGGCCUGUUUGCUCACCUAAUACCCAAGCCCACUACUUAUAGUUUCUGGUAAGGUACGGUUUGGUAGAAGGAGGAAAGAGACAUGCCUAGAGGGGAAGUUGAAAGCUCCACUGUUUGUCCCUCCCUUCCUACCUUAAUGAGAAACCGGUAAGGUAGAGGACCUGCCAUACCCUGUCCACCAGGCACUCCUCCCACACCAGAGCCCUGCCCCUUCUCUGGCCUUCUUGUCCAGCUAACCCCAGAACAAGACCUGUGGCAGGCCACCUGUGCAUUGGCCUGGAGGUAGAGAGUUAGGCUAUAGAAUCUUUGGGAACUCUUGGUUCCUGGGAGUUCCUUAGACAUCAGACCUCUCUGGAGGGAAGCAGGAGCAAGGCCAAACGGUGUGCACUGGAUGGGAAACAGCAGGCAGGGCUGUGGGUGACGCAUGCCUCUGGUCUAAUAAACUGGGUUCAACCAACUCCUCUUCA
Molecule: messenger RNA, 5203 nt
Organism: Vicugna pacos (alpaca)
Lineage: Eukaryota; Metazoa; Chordata; Mammalia; Artiodactyla; Camelidae
Gene: ASIC1
Product: acid sensing ion channel subunit 1
Biological process (GO): sodium ion transmembrane transport
Cellular component (GO): plasma membrane
Molecular function (GO): pH-gated monoatomic ion channel activity; ligand-gated sodium channel activity
Source: RefSeq, a predicted model, not a curated record